AUGUGGUCUUUCAGGAUGGGGGAUGUGGUCUUUGAGGAUGGGGGGGUGGGGUCUUUGAGGAUGGGGGGGGUGUGGUCUUUGAGGAUGGGGGGAUGUGGUCUUUCAGGAUGGGGGGGUGUGGUCUUUGAGGAUGAGGGGGUGUGGUCUUUGAGGAUGGGGGGGAUGGGGGGAUGUGGUCUUUCAGGAUGGGGGGAUGUGGUCUUUCAGGAUGGGGGAUGGGGGGAUGUGGUCUUUCAGGAUGGGGGUGAUGUGGUCUUUGAGGAUAGGGGUGAUGUGGUCUUUCAGGAUGGGGGUGAUGUGGUCUUUCAGGAUGGGGGUGAUGUGGUCUUUGAGGAUGGGGGGAUGUGGUCUUUCAGGAUGGGGGGGAUGUGGUCUUUCAGGAUGGGGGGAUGUGGUCUUUCAGGAUGGGGGGGAUGUGGUCUUUCAGGAUGGGGGGGGUGUGGUCUUUCAGGAUGGGGGGGAUGUGGUCUUUCAGGAUGGGGGGAUGUGGUCUUUGAGGAUGGGGGGAUGUGGUCUUUGAGGAUGGGGGGAUGUGGUCUUUCAGGAUGGGGGGAUGUGGUCUUUCAGGAUGGGGGAUGGGGGGUGUGGUCUUUGAGGAUGGGGGGUGUGGUCUUUGAGGAUGGGGGGGGUGUGGUCUUUCAGGAUGGGGGUGAUGUGGUCUUUCAGGAUGGGGGUGAUGUGGUCUUUGAGGAUGGGGGGAUGUGGUCUUUGAGGAUGGGGGUGAUGUGGUCUUUGAGGAUGGGGGGGAUGUGGUCUUUGAGGAUGGGGGGAUGUGGUCUUUGA
Messenger RNA from Knipowitschia caucasica, 783 nucleotides. The record is from the annotation of a GenBank genome assembly. NCBI's taxonomy places the organism in Eukaryota, Metazoa, Chordata, Actinopteri, Gobiiformes, Gobiidae.